This is a messenger RNA of Penicillium longicatenatum, 2448 nucleotides long. RefSeq lists its product as uncharacterized. The transcript is spliced from 4 exons. Gene Ontology annotation, cellular component: nucleus. The record is from RefSeq and is a predicted model, not a curated record. Gene Ontology annotation, biological process: cleavage in ITS2 between 5.8S rRNA and LSU-rRNA of tricistronic rRNA transcript (SSU-rRNA, 5.8S rRNA, LSU-rRNA). NCBI's taxonomy places the organism in Eukaryota, Fungi, Ascomycota, Eurotiomycetes, Eurotiales, Aspergillaceae. Bases 1 to 2448 code for a protein of 815 amino acids. Gene Ontology annotation, molecular function: polynucleotide 5'-hydroxyl-kinase activity.
AUGAUGAAACGCAAGGCUGAGAAACAACAGGGCGCUGGCCCUGUCAGUGCCAUCGCGGCUCGCAAAGCUCGGCAGCAAGCGCAAAAUGUGACGGCAUCGAAAGUUGAAGUAGUGGUUGAAGCGCCUGCAGAACCACCUUCAAAAAGGCCGCGACGAUCUCUUGAGGCUGAUCAAUUGACCGAGAUGAGUGGCACAGAGUCCAAGGGUCGCCAGACAAGAUCAGCCAAAAACCAAGAAGUGCCAAUCGCUUUAGACACAACCACAGGGCGGCCAAAGAAAGCAACCCAGGCCAAUCCCUCAAAAUCGGAGCCCGAGGUACUGGCAGCUCAGGAGGAACUUGAGAAUGAAGAUUCGGAGGAAGACAUCGCUGGUGGCCCGGAAGAGAUGGAUGAGGAUGAGGUCGCAUCUGUCGCUGGUGACGCCGACGGCUACGAAUCUCCGACAGAAACAACUGAAUUGCAGAAUUUCCCCUUGUCCAAGGCUAGGCUGAACAAGAACAGCAUAGUCUAUGCGGAUGAUAGUGUUCUGUGUAUUCGCAUCAAAGAAAAGACGAAUUUGGCUCUCAUAGGUCAAUACGAUCUCUGGGUCAAGCGGGGAGUUGUCAGCCUUAUGGGCGCGAAGUUGCAUCCCUCUCCGCGGGUAUAUAGGGUCUAUGCCCCCUCAACACACUCAUUACCUAUUAUCAAGUGUGUCUCUGGUGUAGACGGCGAGGCAGAGGUGCAGAUUAAAUCCUGCAAUAGUGGUCUCUCUCGUCUUCGGGACGUGUCUCCGCUGUAUCAGAAGAUCUGGAACGGACAGAAUACCACUGCGGAUAAAGCUACUCUGAAAGGUGCAUCGAAAAAUUCGCGGCGGUCUUUCUCAGUGCUGUACACAUCGGGAGAGGAUCCCUUGAAACGCCAUCUGCGGCCUCUUCAUCUUGACAAAAAAUGGAGCGCAUCCAUGAAAGCGCUGUCUCAGCGACAAGGGCGCCUUCGAGUCCUCGUGUGCGGUCCCAAGGCGUCUGGAAAGUCUACUUUCAGCAGAUACCUGCUGAAUCAUGUUCUCAGCCCUGCUCCCGAAACGGAAAACGGGUUCACUAACACCGAUGGUGUUGCGUUCCUUGACCUGGAUCCAGGGCAGCCAGAAUUCGCGCCUAUGGGUCAGGUCUAUCUCGCACACCUCCGGGCUCCAUUCUUUGGCCCUCCAUUCACCCACCCUUCACUCGACUCUCGCGAUGGUCAAAUAUUACGAGCUCAUCAUAUCGGGGCAACCUCCCCGAAAGAGGAUUCUGACCACUAUGCCCUGGCUACAAUAGAUCUUCUGGAUCAUUACCACUCAUUGCUGGCACAAUAUCCCCAAUGCCCUUUGAUUGUUAACUACCCGGGCUGGAUUUUCGGGCAGGGAUUAGAGGUGGCCACAUGGCUGGUCAAAUGCCUCGGCCUCUCUGACGUUGUCUAUAUGAGCGAAAAGGGUCCCCAAGAGGUCGUGGAGCCUCUACGAUUUGCUGCAAAUGAGGCCCGGGUCCCGAUGACCAUUUUGCCAUCCCAACCAACUGACUUUGUGAGCCGUUCGAGUGCUCAGUUACGCUCAAUGCAAAUUCAGUCCUACUUUCACUCAUCUCAUAUUUCGGUUAUCAGCAGCCCGAUUUGGUCGGAAACGCCUUUGUCCCGCACGAGGCCAAUGGCUGUGGAUUACGCUGGAUCGAAGCAGGGUAUCUUGGGUAUUAUGGUCAUGGGCUCCCAGAUCAGCCCCGACAUGCUCCGUGAGGUUUUGGAAGGGGCUGUUGUCGGAUUAGUAGCGAUCGAGUCCCCAAGUGCGAUCAUGGCUGCCCUGCCCACUGAAUCGGCUAAAAUGCCCGCCGACAACUCAGAGGACGAGAGUGAUGACCAUAUGGACAUGGACUCAGAAGAACAUCAACUGAAUAGCUCAGACUACUUGUCUCCCGCCGAAAGCAUUGUCAGAACACCCGAGGGUCUGCCAUAUUUCUUCACUGGAUCUGGGAGCUGCACCCCUCUGAACCCCAAGGCUUCCAACUGCCUUGGUCUUGCACUGAUUCGUUCCGUGGAUGUCAAAUCACAAAAGAUUGAGCUCUCCACUCCUGUUCCAUCUUCUCGUAUUCGCGAGGCCAUUGAGCAAGAUCACAGCCUCAUGUUGGUCCGCGGCCAGCUGGAUAGUCCUAAUUGGGCUGUCAGCGAAGAAUACUACGCUGCUCGGGCUGCGGAGCGACGCUAUCAGCAGGUUGUUGUCCGUGCCAAAAAGGGUGGAGAGUCUGCUGCAGACACAACGCGACACAAUAAAACACUUGCGCUACUUCGGGACAGGAUUCGCCGCGCAAGCAAUGUACCCUGGAUGAAGGUUGUGGAAGAUAAUAGCCGGCAUCAGCGGGAAGCUAAUGCGCGACGUGAGAAAUCUCUUUGGAAACUGAGAAAGAAGGCUUACCCAGGCAGUGACAGUGAGCCAGAUUGGUAA